This is a messenger RNA of Theobroma cacao (cacao), 626 nucleotides long. RefSeq names its product auxin-responsive protein SAUR21-like. Gene Ontology annotation, biological process: response to auxin. The record is from RefSeq and is a predicted model, not a curated record. Lineage: Eukaryota; Viridiplantae; Streptophyta; Magnoliopsida; Malvales; Malvaceae.
CACAUCCAGAACCAAAUCAAGUCCUCAUAUUCUCCACUCUCCCAAAUAAGUUUUGCUGUUCAUCAACUUCCCAAAAGAGAAAAGGAAAACAAAUAGAAAGCCAUGGCUAUUAGAAUUCCUGGUGUUACGCAUGCAAGACAAAUUUUUCGCCAAUCAAAAUAUUUUGCAAAUCAAGUAUCUUCUGAUAGUGUUCCAAAAGGCUACUGCACAGUUUAUGUUGGAGAAAUCCAAAAGAAGCGGUUUGUAAUUCCUAUAUCAUUCUUGAAUCAGCCUUCAUUUCAAGAAUUGUUGAGCAAGGCCGAGGAAGAAUUCGGGUUUAAUUACCCAAUGGGUGGUCUCACAAUUCCCUGCAGAGAAGAAAUCUUCAUUGAUCUUACUUCCCGAUUGGGUGGAUUAUGAAUUUGUAAUGUUUGGUGGAAGACAUAAUCAGAAAGAGACAAUUUUGUAAAUUCAUGUACAUUUUUCCUUUCUUUUGACAGAAGAAGGAUAGGGUGGAGAAUGUCCACCAAAUAUACCAAUUGUUUGCGCUUUUUUCUCACUUUGUAGUGAGUUGUAACAUUUAAAGAACAUCAUUCAGUCAAUCCUUCUUCACUUUAUAUGCAUAAAUUGCUUGAACCUAUUUGUCA